AUGACGACGAUGACGAUGAUGAUCAAGUUGUCGGGGAUCGCCGUGUUCCUUGCCGCUGUGGCGACGGCCGCCCCGGCGGCCCAACAGGCGGCCGCCGUCCAUCAACCGUCCAUCCUCGAAGAAGCUCUGGACGUGUACGCGUCCUGCUCGGGCGAGGAGCAGGACGUCUCCGUCUGCUUGAAACUGAAGGCGCUCGGAUUCGUGGACAGGGUGGCCAGGUCGAGCGCGGACAUCGAGGUCGCGGACGGGUUCAAGAUCGUUGAGACGGAGGAGGCGAAGAGCAGCCGCGCGGACAAUGGAAGAUCUUUGAACGACAUCGAGAGUAGCCUGCCAGCCGAGGCGGGGGCCAAAGAGGCGGCCAUCGAUCAGGCAAUCCUCGACAGGACCGCCAAGUUCCUCUCCACCCACACCGUCGAGUUGAGUCUACCCGAGGACGUGUCCCGCUCCUUCGACGAGGCCCGAGGAAAGAAGAAGAAGAUCGUCAAGUCUCUGCUGCCGAUCCUGUUGCUGCUCAAACUGAAGGCCGCCGCUCUGAUACCGAUCGCGUUGGGCGGCCUUGCCCUGCUCGCGCUCAAGGCGCUCGCGAUCGGCAAGAUCGCGUUGAUCAUCAGCGCCAUCAUCGCUCUCCAGAAGCUGUUCGCCAACAAGCAUCAGAGUUACGAGGUGGUCGCCCAUCCUGUACACUCGUACGGGCAGGAAGACCACCACGGUUGGGCGAGAUCGUCGGGCUCCGAUCUCGCGUACAAGGCGUACAAACCCUCCGAAUAG
This is a messenger RNA of Apis laboriosa (Himalayan honeybee), 768 nucleotides long. RefSeq lists its product as uncharacterized. The record is from RefSeq and is a predicted model, not a curated record. The transcript is spliced from 3 exons. The coding region runs from base 1 to 768 and encodes 255 amino acids. Lineage: Eukaryota; Metazoa; Arthropoda; Insecta; Hymenoptera; Apidae.